AGCGUGCGCCCGGUCGCGCCGCUGCCGCGGAAAUACUGGCUAUAUAUCCGGCACGGGCCGCCGAUGAGUGUGGCGGACCUGACGCAGCCUGCCCCGUCUCUGCUACCGGAAAAGGCGGAAGUUCUGCAGAACAUUGCGCAAACGCGGGUCACGCAGAAGGGAGAUGGCAAGGAGCAUAUCACAGCUGACACCCCGUUUUGGCGAAUCAAACGCCCAAAGCGAAAACCGAAGUGCCCCAUCGUCUGGGGCGGCCUGGUCGCUGGGAAAAGGUCCAGCGCUGAUCAGGCUGUUGGCGAAGGUGAACAAGCAGGAGCGACGAAACACGGUGGAGAAGAUACCCUGAUGGAUCUAGGCAGAGUUUCAGAUCGCGGCAGGAGGGCAUCAGAGGAGAAAAGUUCAGCUUCGUCUGCCACCGCCUCGUCGAGCAGUGGGCCAACGAAUAACCCCCUGUCGUUUUCGAAAGAGCUCGAUCUUGUGCGAGAGGAACGAACAAGAGCGUCACAUGCUGCUCCUGACAAAGCACCGGGAACAAGUUGUAAGGAACGAAGCCAGCUGCCCGACCCACAGCGUCCUCUACCGCACAAAGGCUCGCCGCAGCGCGGCGUGCUUGAUGUCUUGACGAUGCGCCAGAAUGACGAUGCUAGUGGUUGUACUACCCCUGAUGGCACAGAAGAUGUAGGAGAGGCGGAAAAUAAUCAGGAAAUCGGCAGCGCAGGUUCUACUGGUCGUGCUUCUAGCUGCGGAAAAAACCCAACGGCAAGCUGCUCUUCUACUGCGGGCGCACAAGAACAAGCACCCGCGCCUCCGGGCCGCGAAAGCGACGCGGGUCGGCUUCUCAUCCAGCAGCUCCGGGAAACUGCUGUGCAAUAUGAAAAAACCGGCAUCGAUCCAGAUCUCCUCGACAGUCUCGGCGCCGCGGUGAAGGGCAGUUUCUCUGCGGGUCUGGAAAAAGUGGAAAAGAAUCGAGCGCUGCGGAAUUUUGCGGAUGACUUUUCCACACUGGUAGCGGAGAACCGCGCCACCACAGAAAACCUGCAAACUCUUAUGCGAAGCCUGGUGGUACAAAACCGGGUGGUAGAAGCCUACGCGCUGCACGACCAAAUCAAAGCGUACGGCUUCUCGGUGGAUGCGAAUAUGAAUAUGUUCACCAGCUUGAUCCUUUCCGUGCUGCAGGAGGACGGGCUUGGCCCCGCUUUGCCAAACCCAGUAGCCGUGGUGGAUCAGGCUUGUGGAGAGGAAGAAGCAGAGGCACAGCACGGUGCUGCACAGGGUGCAGCUGGCCCUUUGUCCAGAGCUGCGAGCCUGUCGGAAAAUCAGCCGACCGAGCAACCGAGCCCGCCAGUAGAGUCAGAUGCGCUACAACUUCCCCUUAAGGCAGCGCGAGCCCGCGCCCUGUACUUGCACAUGCGGAACGACUUGAUUUCUCCCACAUCCAAGGUUUUUGGUGCAUUGAUGCACGUGCACUGUGCCUGCAACGAGCUGGAGAUGGCGGAAGCCUGGCUGCACAAGAUGGAGGAGGAGUGGCCGGACCUCGGCCCCAACCUCGUCCACUGGACGAUUUUGAUCGACGGAAUGGUGAAACAGGGCCAGAUUGCGAAAGCGUUUGAGAAGUUCCAGUCUCUCCGCACCUGGCAGAACCUGCAGCCGGACGAAGUGCUCUUCACCGUCAUGAUCAAAGCCUGUGGCUGCAACGAGGAGGCGGAAAGGGCACUGAACUUACUGGACGACUUGCGCACGAGUGGUUUGUACCCGACGGACAUUACGUACCGGGAACUGAUCCACGUGCUCGCCAAACGGCCGGACUUCGCCGCCAAGGCGUUUCAGUACAAGCAGCACUUGGAGGCCGAGGAUUUUCCGGUGCCAGUCGAAGUGUACGAGGAUUUACUACUCGCUGCCUCGCACCUCCAAAACAGCAAGCUGCGCGCCAACCACGUGCUAGCGGAAAUGCUGAAGAAGGACUUGACGCUCACCCCAAAGUGCUACGAGCACUUGCUGAAGGUUUUCGCCCGCGCCAUGUAUGUCGAGGUUCCGGGCGCAAGAACGUCAAGCGCGAGAAGCAAGCGGCAAGUUUCGCUUACGCAGCAGAAACUCGAGCAGGGCGCCCUGGCCCCAAUUCUACUGCCAGCACAGCGAUCCGCGAUGAGCUCCGGACCGACCAGCGCACAGCGACACCACCUGGAACCCCGACUACUUCCCCUCAAGGAGCGCAUGCUGAAUUUGCGACAGGCGUGGAUGAUCGUGCAACAGGCGAAGGAGCGGAAGGUGGAGAUGAGUACGGCCCUGCUCGAUGCAGUCCUGACGGUGUACGUGUCGGGCGGCUUUGACGGGUACGCGAUUGACAUGCUCCACGAGUACAGCGCGUUUGGCGCGCAGCCGAAGUUCGACACCUACCGCAUUCUACUGGAGAUGUUCCACGUAAAAAAGGACGUUGCGCGCUUUUUCAGCCUCUGGGACCUCGCGAUGGAGCACGAGGUGUGUGCGGACUAUCUUGCUAGUACAGUACCACAUCAUGAUAGUACUACAACCGCGACGAUGACAAGCGAAGAUCAAAGAGGACCACCGGGCGUGCUGACCUGCUGUUCUCCUGGUGUUCCCGAGCUUGCACGGGAAAAGGUCUCUUCGAUGUACCAUCUGGCGCUGGAGAACAGUGUUCUGACGCAGUCCAGUAGACGGUGUUGUUCUGUCCUGAAACAGAUGCACGCACAGCACGUCUUCCCCAGCCCGGCACUGAGCGGCCGCUUAGCGAAGGUCGGCCGGCACGUGUUGGAAAUCCACGAGUGGGUACAGAUAUCCUGUGCAAAAGUAUCGCACUCGUAGUAAUUGCAUUUAUGCAUUACAAAUCUCUCUUUCCCAAGGUAACUCAGCAUUACAAAUUCAAUUUGUAAUGCUGGGGGAAUUUGUAAUGCAAUUUGUACUAGUACGAUAUUUUUGCACAGGAUAACAGAAAUUCAUUGACCUGAACAAAACCGUCGUGUUCGAGCGGGUAGAAAGGGAUCGACUCGUGCUGGAUGCGGAAAUGUCCGAAUACAAACUGCGGGAAGCGCGGGACGGCCGCCGCGCGGGACAAGCGACGGCGGCGCAGUCGGCCAGAAAGGACAACUUCAAAACGCUGGCGUACAAGGGGCUGCUGUCGCGUCCGCGGCUGGAAAAGGGGGAAUACCUGAAACGGAAGCUAUGAAAGAAGAAAAAACUGCUUUGCUGCAGCUAAUGUUCGGAAUUUCCUUUGCAAAUAAGCAUGUGUCUGACUCUGAAGUUGUGCAACAGUGUUGCUGAAAGUGCAUUAUAGGCUCGUUCCUUUUCUGAAAAUCAAAAUGUACUAGCAGGUGGCAGUGGAUUGUCAGGCGAAACAGCACUUUUAUGCGGGAGAGAGAUAAUUAUUGCGUGAAACUGGAUCUGGAAGCUUCGCAGUGAGCCAGUUUUUUUGCCCGAUAGCAGGCUAAGGGCGGGGAAUACUGGGCAGCGCGGAUUGACCGAGGAGAGCCGGCCAGGGAGCUUCCGAUGUAGACGAGGAUGUCUGCAUUUUUGCCAAAAAUGUACGAGACCCAGAACUUCGGUGUCCAUUCGUUUACGCGCAGCCAAAUAGAGCAUCAAUAUUUGAGAUCGAGAAUACAUCCAUCCAUCGAUCGAAAAAUACGCUCUCCGUAGAUAUUUUCGCUUUCCGCCUUGGAAUUUACGCAUAUGAAAAAAGUUAAAGGUUGAGUACUAAAU
Amoebophrya sp. A120 is the source of this 3708-nucleotide messenger RNA. Lineage: Eukaryota; Dinophyceae; Syndiniales; Amoebophryaceae. The record is from the annotation of a GenBank genome assembly.